UUGUGCUACACCUUGGGCUCCGUUGUGGAGAGGGCUCCGUUGUGGAGAGAGCUCCGUUGUGGAGUCAGCUCCCUAGUUUCACCAUGGUGAGCGAGGGGCUGCUCUCCACAGAUGGGGAGGAGUGGUUGGCCCUGGUGAGCGAGGGUUUGCUGCCCCCAUGCGGGAAGGUGUGUCUGGUCUCGGAUACAGUGACCUAUAAUGAUGUCCAUGUCGACUUCACUCGGGAAGAGUGGGCUUUGCUUGAUCAUUCCCAGAAGAAUCUCUACAAAGAUGUGAUGCUGGAGACUUAUAUGAACCUCACUGCUAUAGGCUACAACUGGGAAGAUCAUAAUAUUGAAGAACAUUGUCACAGUUCUCAAAGACAUAAAAGGCACAAAAGAAGUCAUUCUGGAGAGAAACCUGAAUAUACUCAAUGUGUUAAAACCUUUGCAUAUCACCGUAAUCUUCAAAGGCAUCAAAGAAUUUAUACUGGAGAGAACCACUAUGAAGGUAUUCAGUAUGGUGAAGCCUUUGGAUGUCAAAGUAGUCUCCUAAUACAUAAAGGAACUUAUACAGGAGAGCAACCCUAUGCAUGUAAUCCGUGUGGUAAAGCCUUUGCAUGUACUCUCCAAAUGCAUCAAAGAAUACAUAUUGGAGAGAAACCGUAUGAAUGUAAUAAAUGUCAGAAAGCCUUUGUAUAUCCCAGUCAUCUUCAAAUGCAUGAAAGAACACAUGCUAGAGAGAAACCCUAUCAAUGCAAUCAGUGUGGUAAAGCCUUUGUAUAUCACAGUGGUCUUAAAAUACAUAAAAGCACACAUACUGGUGAGAAACCCUAUAAAUGCAACGAAUGUGCUAAAGCCUUUGUAUAUCCCAGUCAUCUUCAAAGGCAUGAAAAAACACAUACUGGAGAGAAACCAUAUGUAUGUAAUCAGUGUGGUAAAGCCUUUGCAUAUCACAUUUGUCUUACAAUACAUAAAAGAACACAUACUGGAGAGAAACCCUACAAAUGUAAUCAAUGUGGUAAAACCUUUGCAAAUCAGAGUCAUCUUCAAAUACAUGAAAGAACACAUACUGGAGAGAAACCCUAUGAAUGUAAUCAAUGUGAUAAAGCCUUUGCCCAGCACAGUGCUCUUCAAAUGCAUGUAAGAACGCAUACUGGAGAGAAACCGUAUGAAUGUAAUCAAUGCGGUAAAUCCUUUGCUCAUCACAGUACUCUUCAAAUGCAUAAAAGAACACAUACUGGAGAGAAGCCAUAUGAAUGUAAUCAAUGUGGUAAAGCCUUUGCUCAUCAUAGUGGUCUUAAAAGGCAUAAAAGAACACAUACUGGAGAGAAACCUUAUGAAUGUAAUCAAUGUGGUAGAGCCUUUGCUCAUCACAGUACUCUUCAAAUGCAUAAAAGAACACACACUGGAGAAAAACCCUAUGAAUGUAAUCAAUGUGGUAAAGCCUAUAUAUCCCAACACGGUCUCCAAAUGCAUGAAAGAACACAUACUGGAGAAAAACCAUAUGAAUGUAAUCAAUGUGGUAAAGCUUUUGCACAACACAGUACUCUUCAAAUGCAUAAAAGAAUACAUACUGGAGAGAAACCCUAUCAGUGUACUCAGUGUGGUAAAGCCUUUGCAUAUCACAGUCAUCUUCAAAUGCAUGGAAGAACACAUACUGGAGAGAAACCCUAUGAAUGUAAUCAGUGUCAUAAAGCCUUUGCACAACACAAUACUCUUCAAAUGCAUAAAAGAACACAUACUGGAGAGAAACCCUAUGAAUGCAAUCAAUGUGGGAAAGCCUUUGCAUAUCACAGCAAUCUUAAAAUACAUAAAAAAACACAUACUGGAGAGAACUCCUACAAAUAUAAUCAAUGUGAUAAAGCCUUUGAAUGUACGAGUAAUCUUUGAAAUCAUAAGAAAAAAAAAUCAUCUGAAUGUAGUUAAUGUGGCAGAGUUUUGUAA
Molecule: messenger RNA, 1925 nt
Organism: Chionomys nivalis (European snow vole)
Lineage: Eukaryota; Metazoa; Chordata; Mammalia; Rodentia; Cricetidae
Product: zinc finger protein 431-like
Exons: 4
Coding region: 84-1871 (595 amino acids)
Biological process (GO): regulation of transcription by RNA polymerase II
Cellular component (GO): nucleus
Molecular function (GO): RNA polymerase II cis-regulatory region sequence-specific DNA binding; DNA-binding transcription factor activity, RNA polymerase II-specific
Source: RefSeq, a predicted model, not a curated record